AUGGAACGAGAGGGUUCAUUCAGGAGGAGCCUGCAGAACAAGCUCCGUCUGGGCACCGGCUCGUCCUCCAGCCUGACCGACCUCUCGAAAAGCUCAGCAGGAGGAGGAGGAGGAGGGGAGAAGGGAGGAGCGGCUGGGGCGCUGUCUGAGGAGUCCUGCAGGGAUAAAGGGACCCAGCAGAGGAGAGCUGGUGCCAACGCCACCUGGAACAGCAUCCACAACGCGGUGAUCUCUGUUUUCCAACGGAAGGAGCUGGGAGAGAAUGAACUUUACACUCUGAAUGAAGGGGUCAGGCAGCUGCUGAAGACCGAGCUGGGCUCUUUCUUCACCGAGUACCUUCAGAACCAGCUGCUCACCAAAGGCAUGGUCAUCCUGAGAGACAAGAUCCACUUCUAUGAAGGUCAGAAGCUGCUGGACUCUCUGGCUGACACGUGGGACUUCUUCUUCUGCGAUGUUCUGUCCAUGCUGCAGGCCAUCUUCUACCCCGUCCAGGGGAAGGAGCCGUCGGUGCGGCAGCUGGCUCUUCUCCACUUCAGGAACAUCAUCACCCUCAACCUGAAGCUAGACGAGGCGCUGUCCCGGCCCCGAGCCAGAGUCCCCCCCUCCAUCAUACAAAUGCUGAUGAUACUACAGGGUGUCCAUGAAUCUAAAGGCGUAACCGAUGACUACCAUCGUCUGGAGUCUCUCAUCCAGAAGGUGGUCUCUCCGUACCUCGGGACUCAUGGUUUAUACUCCAGAGAUGAAUCCUCUGAUCAGCACUGCUCAUCCUGCCUGCUAGAAAAGCGGCUGCAGCCCUCCUGGACCCCCAAACCAGGAAACGCUCCCAAUGUUAAGAAUCCUGUGGUCCGUUCUAAGAGCUACAACAUUCCCAUGCUGACCCCCGUCGUAGAGUUUGACUUAGACUCAUCCUCAGGGAGCGCCACGAGCGUCAGACGUCACUCCGUCUGUGAGAUGCCGUGCUGUUUGGAGGAGAGCAGCCCAAAGGCCAAAUCUGCCUCCAGGACAAAGGACAACACUCGUGCGUCCAGCCUGGCCAGUUCCUCUCCGGCGUCCAUGGGUUCUCCUGCACUAACAGACACCUUAACGUCCAGCCAGGACCAGCAGUCCAGAUGUUCUGGAUCACCCCUCCCUUUCCAAGCCCAACACCCGUCCCCCUGCAUCCUCCCCGAGUGUUCCCCGAGCGAGGACGCUCCGUGCGCUGGCUCGCCCGAGUUCCACUCCCCGUCUUCGCCCAAAGCUCUGCUUCAAGACACGAGCUCCGGUCCCAGCCCGGGGUCCAGCUUCGAGAUCAUGAUGAUAGACCGCACCACGGGGUCUUUGGACUCAGAGCAGGAACCUGACGGCAUCUUCCUGGACUUUUCAUACCGCUGCUCUGGAAACUCCACACACAGCAGGGACAACAACAGGCAGAGCGUCACCUGA
Molecule: messenger RNA, 1422 nt
Organism: Nematolebias whitei (Rio pearlfish)
Lineage: Eukaryota; Metazoa; Chordata; Actinopteri; Cyprinodontiformes; Rivulidae
Product: proline-rich protein 5
Exons: 9
Coding region: 1-1422 (473 amino acids)
Biological process (GO): TORC2 signaling
Cellular component (GO): TORC2 complex
Source: RefSeq, a predicted model, not a curated record